UUUUCCCGAUUUUUGUUAAAGCAGACAACGUCAACAUAAAUACAUAACAAAUUUCAAAAGACUAUGACAAUAACACAUCGCCAAAAACCUUCUGGUAGCGCUUUAGGCGCAGCACUAACAACAGAAGGCGCUAGCUCUUCUGGAGUUGACGAUAAAGAGCCACCUAAAUAUCAUUGCGAUGCUUGUUCCAACGAUGUCACGAACACUGUCCGCAUCCGUUGUGCCGAUAAAGACUGCCCAGAUUUUGACCUUUGCGUAAGCUGCUUUUGUGGCGGGGCCGAGCCCGUUAAACACAAAACGUGGCACGAUUAUCGUAUAGUUAAACCGCACAACUUCCCCAUUUUCAGUGAAGAUUGGGAUGCCGAUGAAGAAUUACUACUCAUCGAAGCAGCCGAAAAGAACGGUAUUGGUAACUGGCAAGCCAUUGCUGAAUAUGUCGGUACUAAGGGAAAAGCCGAAUGUGAGCAACAUUAUUUGGAUGUCUACGUUUCCAGCCCUUAUUGGCCUUUACCCCGUAUGGAUUUGACCUUUGAAACAAGCGAAAUAGAGUGUCGAGAAAGGAAGCGGCAACGAUUACAACAGUCCCGUGGAAUUACUCGGAAGCCUCACUCUAGUCAACCUAACCAGCCUAAACCGAUUACGAGUGGACCAGCCUUCCAUGAAAUUCAAGGAUAUAUGCCUUGUCGGUUCGAAUUUGAAACAGAACAUGAGAAUGAUGCAGAACAGUUCGUCAAAGAUAUGGUGUUCAAUGAUGAUGAUACCCCAGAAGAAAUUGAAUUGAAGAUUAUGGUUUUGGAUAUAUACAAUUCACGCUUAGAUAGACGAAUGGAGCGCAAAAAGCUCAUAUUCGAGAGAAAAUGGUUGGAUUUCAAACGUAUGCAAGCAAUGGAGAAGAAGCGAAAUAAAGAGGAAAAAGAAAUAUAUAAUAAAACACGUGUGUUCUGUCGAUUACAAACAGCCGAUGACUAUGAAACAUUUGUAAGAGGAUUAAUCAAAGAGCAACAAUUGAGUGAUAGAAUUGCUACACUGCAAGAAUGGAGACAAGCAGGAUUGACCACCAUCAAGCAAGGGGAGCAGUAUGAACGGGAAAAGCAAAAUAGAUUGGCACAAUUGAAGACUUAUUUAUCACUAGCAAGUGACAAAUUAGGAGCAAAUGCUUCCGGUCAAAAAAGUCAGUUUCGUUCUCAAAUGGCAGCAUUGCAACCUUCCAGUGGCGCUAAUUAUUAUAGGGAUAGAUCUAACAAUGCAAACGCAUCAGCAGUAGCAUCAGCGGCCUCAUCUAUUACAACAGCUGCAGCCACCGGUGGUCGAAAACCUGCCAAUCCGCUCAAUAUUUCGGAAGCAGAUGGUGUUCAUUUGCUUACGGAAGAGGAACAAAUUCUAUGCUCCACAUUACGUAUUAUGCCAAGGCCAUAUUUGGUUAUCAAAGAUACUAUAUUGAAAGAGUAUGCCAAGCAGGGCUAUUUAAAACGUAGACAAGCUCGUGCACUAAUCAAAAUUGACGUGAAUAAGACGAGUCGAAUAUAUGAUUUCUUUGUUGAGAGCGGAUGGAUCAAAGCUUUUAAAGAUCCUGUUACAAUACCAACACCUGCAGCCGCAACGACCGUGACCCCUGCGGCUGCUGCUUCAAUUACUCCUGCUACAACAGCCACACCUGCGGCUGCAACAACUGCAACUCCUGCUGCUGCCGGUUCGGCAACUCCGGUUCCCGUUACACCAUCGCAACAACAACAAGUUACUCUUAAUGCUGAUGAUAAUGCCUCAACAACGAGUGGAAAUGUUAGCACUAAAGACGAAAUAGCAAAUACGCCUACUGCUUCAGCUGAUAUUACUUUAAAUAAUACUACCAUUACUCCCAAUACCAAUAGUUUGGCCGGUUCUAACGAUAACGCCACCAGCAUGGAGCCAGAAAAAGAUGAAUCAUAAAAUACCCCAGUUUGUUCUUCAUAUCAUAACAUUAUAAGCAUCCUCGAAUAAAUUAAUGUAACUUGGAC
Molecule: messenger RNA, 1994 nt
Organism: Mycotypha africana
Lineage: Eukaryota; Fungi; Mucoromycota; Mucoromycetes; Mucorales; Mycotyphaceae
Exons: 1
Coding region: 64-1926 (620 amino acids)
Biological process (GO): regulation of transcription by RNA polymerase II; chromatin remodeling
Cellular component (GO): SAGA-type complex; nucleus
Molecular function (GO): transcription coactivator activity; zinc ion binding; chromatin binding
Source: RefSeq, a predicted model, not a curated record